Messenger RNA from Penicillium vulpinum, 816 nucleotides. RefSeq lists its product as uncharacterized. The record is from RefSeq and is a predicted model, not a curated record. The transcript has 3 exons. Bases 1 to 816 code for a protein of 271 amino acids. NCBI's taxonomy places the organism in Eukaryota, Fungi, Ascomycota, Eurotiomycetes, Eurotiales, Aspergillaceae.
AUGCCCGAAAUGGAAGCUCAUCCAGUUCUUCCCAAGAUGAUUGGUGAAACGAUCACUAUACCCUCCCCGAACCUUCCGGACUCUGAUCUUUAUCCUCGUCGCAACUGGGUCGUUAUCGAAAAGCUGAGUGAGUAUCCACGCCCAGUUACCCCCAAAGACUUUGACGAUGGAAUGGGCCCCGCGUACACCGCUGGGAAAUAUCUUUGUCGUCUUGCAGAUCCCAGAGGCCAUAACAAGCUUUCCUUUAUGCGUAUCUACAAACAAAUUCCUUUGGCUGGCACUGAACUUGACAACUCGAGCAUUCGCAAGGCACAGGCCUCCAAGCCACGAGACCAUGUGGAGCUCCAUGCCUUGAAGCAUUUUACAAAGGAAAGGUGCACUGCUACCCCUAAACUCCCUGGAUAUCAAAUCGACAAGCAAGACGAGAACGACCUUGUCCCCGGCGGAUAUAUCAUCCACCUUGUAUGGGAGAAUGCUCGAGGAUAUUAUCCUCUUGACAUUGAGGAGUUCUGGAGCUUUCCCUACAGCCAACGAGAAAGGAUCCGUAAGAAGUUCAAAAUGGCCUACACGGAAGUUUUGAGGCUAGGGUAUGAGCUGAGCCGGACGACCGCAUCGAAGAUCAUACUUAACAAGACCACGGAUGAUGUCAAAGUCUCCGGUUUCAGGCGGGCUGACCGCAUCCCCCCAGACACGCAAUGGGACGACUACAACUUUGUGAGGUUUUUGCUGGUUCUUAACUCCCCGGCCCGGUACAAGUACCUUUCCAUCAAGGCGAAGGAUCUCAAAAGUGAACAAAACAGUCGCUGGAAGUGGUGA